Mercurialis annua (annual mercury) is the source of this 2950-nucleotide messenger RNA. Its product is annotated as potassium transporter 6-like. Gene Ontology annotation, biological process: potassium ion transmembrane transport. The record is from RefSeq and is a predicted model, not a curated record. Lineage: Eukaryota; Viridiplantae; Streptophyta; Magnoliopsida; Malpighiales; Euphorbiaceae. The transcript is spliced from 8 exons. Bases 467 to 2812 code for a protein of 781 amino acids. Gene Ontology annotation, cellular component: membrane. Gene Ontology annotation, molecular function: potassium ion transmembrane transporter activity.
GCUGCUCAGUUUUGGAGUGCACGUUGACACUUUGAAACCCCAAAAAAGAAAGAAGAAAAAUUUAUAUAAAUUGAAGAACAGUUACCAACUACACAACAAAACACUCUCUCUAUUUUUUUAAUUUUAAAAUUCUCCCUAUCUUUUUCCAAGAACCACACUCAACUUAUAUAUAAUACAUUCAUCUUUUUGUAAAAUUAUUUUUGGGUUUUGUUUGAUUUCAAGUUUCUAGAGUGCCCAUUUAAUCAAAAGGAAAAAAGAUUAAAGCUUUUUUUAGUGUUUGCAUUCAUGGGGGUUGUUCAACUAAUGAGUUAAUAGGUUAAACAGAAGAAAAAGAUUGUAUUUUUAUGUUUGAAUUGUUGAACAAGUAUUUAACUGGUGAGGGUUGUACUUUUACCAAAAUGGUAUUAAUAUUUGAACAAUAUUAAGUAAUGGGUUUCUGUUUUUCUACUUUUUGAGGAUUACAAUUAUGGAUCUGGAACCUGGGUUUUAUCAAAACCAAGUAAAGAAGGAAUCAUGGAAAACAGUGUUAACUUUGGCAUACCAAAGCUUAGGAGUUGUGUAUGGAGAUUUAAGCAUUUCACCAUUGUAUGUGUACAAGAGCACGUUUGCUGAAGAUAUUCAGCACUCAGAGACAAAUGAAGAGAUUUUUGGGGUUCUGUCUUUUGUGUUUUGGACACUUACUUUAGUGCCUUUGUUGAAAUAUGUGUUUAUAGUGUUGAGAGCUGAUGAUAAUGGGGAAGGAGGGACUUUUGCUUUGUAUUCUUUGUUGUGUCGACAUGCCCGAGUCAACUCGCUGCCUAAUUGCCAGUUAGCAGAUGAGGAUUUGUAUGAGUAUAAGAAAGAUGGUCUUGGUUUGAAUUCGGUGCCGAAUACUUGUUUUGGUGGGAGAUUGAAAUCUACUUUGGAGAAACAUAGAGUGUUGCAGAGGUUUUUGCUUGUCUUGGCUUUGAUUGGGACUUGUAUGGUGAUUGGUGAUGGUGUCUUAACCCCUGCUAUCUCUGUAUUUUCUGCAGUUUCUGGCCUUGAACUUUCAAUGCAAAAAGAGCAUCAUAAGUAUGUAGAAGUUCCAGUUGCAUGCAUCAUACUGAUAGCCUUGUUUGCCCUUCAACAUUAUGGCACCCACAGGGUUGGUUUCUUGUUUGCGCCGGUGGUUCUGACAUGGCUUUUGUGCAUCAGCACCAUUGGAUUAUAUAACAUUUUGCACUGGAAUCCUCAUGUUUAUCAAGCCUUAUCACCGUAUUAUAUGUAUAAGUUUUUGAGGAAAACUCAAAGAGGAGGCUGGAUGUCCUUAGGCGGGAUUCUAUUGUGCAUAACAGGCUCAGAAGCUAUGUUUGCUGAUCUAGGACAUUUUUCUCAAUUGUCAAUAAAGAUUGCUUUCACCUCAUUGGUUUAUCCAUCCUUGGUUCUUGCAUAUAUGGGGCAAGCUGCCUAUCUAUCUCAACAUCAUUUUGAAGCUCGUGACUACCGAAUUGGAUUUUAUGUCUCGGUACCAGAUAAAUUAAGAUGGCCGGUUCUUGUUAUAGCCAUACUUGCUGCAGUGGUCGGAAGCCAGGCUAUCAUCACCGGAACUUUUUCAAUCAUCAAACAAUGCUCUUCUUUAGGUUGCUUCCCUAAAGUUAAAAUUGUCCACACAUCAUCCAAAAUCCAUGGCCAAAUCUACAUCCCUGAGAUUAACUGGACUUUGAUGCUGUUGUGUUUGGCGGUAACUGUUGGUUUCCGUGAUACAAGACGCAUGGGCAAUGCCUCAGGUUUGGCGGUUAUAACUGUUAUGCUGGUUACCACUUGCCUAAUGUCUUUGGUCAUCGUCUUAUGUUGGCACAAGAAUGUCUUCCUAGCGAUAUGCUUCGUUUUCUUUUUUGGCGCAAUUGAAGCUCUGUACUUCACUGCUUCCCUGGUAAAGUUCCUAGAAGGGGCGUGGGUCCCAAUUGCCCUUGCAUUCACAUUCUUGAUCAUAAUGUGUGUCUGGCACUACGGAACGCUUAAAAAGUACGAAUUUGAUGUCCAAAACAAGGUCUCUAUUAACUGGUUAUUAAGCUUGGGUCCCAGCCUUGGUAUUGUGCGAGUCCGGGGAAUUGGCCUCAUUCACACUGAGCUCGUCUCCGGAAUCCCAGCAAUUUUCUCUCACUUCGUCACCAACCUUCCAGCGUUCCACCAAGUCCUAGUCUUCCUCUGCAUUAAAUCUGUUCCGGUUCCACAUGUUAGACCGGAGGAACGGUUUCUAAUAGGUCGUAUUGGUCCUAGAGAAUAUAGGCUGUAUAGAUGCAUUGUAAGGUAUGGAUAUCGCGAUGUUCACAAGGAUGAUAUGGAGUUUGAGAAAGAUCUCGUAUGUAGCAUUGCAGAGUUUAUCCGCUCUGGGAGUUCAGAGGCCAAUGGUGGUGCAAGCGAUGAUACGACAAAGGAAGAUGAUAAAAUGUCAGUAGUUGGGACAUGUUCGACUCAUACCGACAGGAUCCAAAUAAGUGACGAUGAAGUUGGUAACGGGGAGUUGGCGAGCACUUCCGAGUCGAGAGAAAUAAAAUCACCACGAGUGACCAACACACGGAAACGUGUAAGAUUUAUCAUCCCUGAAAGCCCUAAAAUCGACCAAGGUGCAAGGGAAGAGUUGCAAGAACUCAUGGAAGCAAGGGAAGCCGGAGUUGCUUACAUUCUCGGGCACUCAUAUAUGCGAGCAAAGCAAGGAUCGGGUAUGAUAAAGAAGCUUGUAAUUAAUUACGGAUACGAGUUCCUAAGGAGGAACAGCAGGGCGCCGGCAUAUGAACUAAGCGUGCCUCAUGCAUCUACUCUAGAGGUAGGAAUGGUUUACCAUGUUUGAUUUUGGUAUACAGGAUAUAUACUUUUUCAUGUACAGUUUGUAAUUUUGUGCCAUAGAUUAAAGCCACCAGAGUUAAAAGUGGUGGAUGAUAGAGCUAAUGUAGCAUCUUGUUCAGUUUAUCUCAUACCUUUGAUGCUA